Lepisosteus oculatus (spotted gar) is the source of this 3868-nucleotide messenger RNA. The record is from RefSeq and is a predicted model, not a curated record. Lineage: Eukaryota; Metazoa; Chordata; Actinopteri; Semionotiformes; Lepisosteidae.
UUUUCUUUGAUUUUACAGCCACGUUACUCACUUUCCAAGAGCUUCGCCGAAACAAAGCAGAAUGCCACCUAACAUCUCCUCUGCUAACCGUUAUUAAUGUGGCCUCCCGGGGGCUCGGAAUCCACCUAAUUGAAAAAGAUGGCGAAAAGGACAUAAAGCGUAUUUGUAGGCAGCUAUGGCGUAAAGACGCGCACGGCUCUCGUCUGAACCAUCUGAUCCGCCACAAACUUGUCCAUAAUCUGCAUUCCCCGCUCCCCAAGGCCACCAACGCGGUAAAUAACCUGUCCCAACCAAAAUGUACGGGCACUCGUAUGAAAAUUAAUUUUCACGUAAAAUCUUUCACGGACCACUCGCGCGUAUCACCCACGGCUGCCGAGAGGAGCCCUCUGCACGCAGCCGCACUCGCGCAGCGCGUUUGAAACCCCAGGUACUGCUCCACGCCGGCAUGGUCCGCUUUCCACGAGUGUAGGAUCCCCGGAAUUACAGGACACUGUAAAACAUAUAAGCAUGGCCGGGGAGCUGAAGUCUAGCCGUUCCAGGGCGGGGCCGAAGAGGCCAGGCCGCACAGUGUACGGAUCUGACUUUGAUCUGGACUACGACUGCUACCACGAUGACUUCUAUGACAGGGUGUACGACUACCAGCGCGUCCCGGCGUCCCUGCCCCCCGCCCCCCGCGGCCCCAGCCUGCCCAAGCGCUCGCGCCAGUGCUCGUCCAGCCUGCGGAGGAGCAGGGACAGCCUGGCGCCCAGGAGCGGCAGCCGGCCCAGCAGCUCCUCCGGCAACGCGACCAGAGCCAAGUGUGAGGGGGACGGGGGAGAGCAGGCGGGGGGAGGGGCAGUGAAGGCUGAGGAGCUGCGCACGAUAAAGCGGGAGCUGACCUUGAUCAAAGUGCAGAUCGACGGCCUGCUGGAGAGCCUGGACAGGAUGGACAGGCAGAGGGGCGAUCGCACAGGAUCCCCCCCGGUCAGGGACGACAGCACUGGGGGCUCCCCCUGCCGCCUCUCGGCCAGCAGCCCCGAGGGCUCUCAGGGCAGCCACAGCCCACACCGCCGGGCCCGGAGGGAGAGAGUGGGGGACGAGAGCCCCGAGCUGGGAGAGGCCAGCGAGGAUGACCGGCACACGAUUAACAAUCACAGCUCUGACCUGGAGGACGACAUGUGAGGAGACUGAGAGCAGGUGAGACAGGAGUCCAGCUCCAGUGCAGAGGGAGAGAGCACUAUACGUGGGGGUGACCCCUCCCCUCCCUCCCAUACCACCAGCCCAGCAGCCCUGCGCCAGAGGACCCGCCUCCCUCCCCCAAUGUCAGCUCCUCCACUGUGGACAGCCUUGGACCUGCUCACAGUAUCGCCUCCGAAACAGCGUCCACAGUCUUUCGGUUUCCUCGCAGUCUCUGCUCUCGGUUUGUGCAGCCUCGCCCGGGGCCAGCAGGUCCCAGCUUCAUGAGCACAGCACGCAGGCCAGGUUUCGGAAGGGCAAGAUUUUCUUUGUCACUGCUCUUUUAUUUACAGAGUCUUGGCAGUGCAGUUCUAGAGCUGUGGUCCUCUGUUCCGCUUUCAGCCAGGACCAGGAGAAGCAUAAGCAUAACUGGUGCAGGAAAAUCACGGAGAACAGUAGAAAAAAUAAACCUCAAAAAUAAGAUUGUAGUUAUUCUUCAGGACCAGGGUUGUAGGCCCCCUGUUGUGUCAGUCCCCCAAUAAAACUGACCUCCUAUACAAACUUUGCUUUGCUUCAAAACGCUCUCAGCACCCUGUGCAUGGUUCACAUAUUCUUUCCUAUGAUAAGAGUAUGCAGAAAAUCACAUUCUAAUGAUAAAUUAGUCAGAAAAACCAUUAGCACCUAUAAAUGAAAAAGCAAAAUGACAUUUAGCAAUACUUGCUUUUUUACCUGCAGACAAAACUUGCCCUUUCCCCAAAUCAAGUGUGUAAUCUGUCAGCCUGGUCUAAAUUAAAAAUUCCAAUUGUUUUUUUUUUCAAAUGACGUUCAGAAAUCCGAUUGCCUAAUGCAGCACUUCGCCCUUUGUGCUCUGAUGUAGCUAGAACAAUUUAGAUGCACCACCAGUGUUUCCCUGUGCUGCUUUUAUCAGCUCCAUCCACCCACAUUAGUGUCGUCAGAGAAGACCUUGACAGUGUGACAACAGCUGUCGACACGUCGCUGUCGUGAAGCUGGUAAUCAGAUUGCUUCUGAAUGCAUGCCUGCUGGGAUCAACAAAGUUUCCCGUUAUUUAGUAUAUAAAUACAGCACCUUGUUGCUAUGUGCUUUAUUGUUCACAUUAAUUUUGUGGAGCUCAGAUAUGAAGAUACCUUUUGUUAAUGACUGGGCUGUUCCAGUAGAUUACACUGCAACGUGUAUUAAGCACCUGCAUUAGCACCAUGAAACCCAAACCAGGCUUAGAUUUGAUGAAAACUCAGGUGACAGCAUACAUUACAUAGAGGUGAGUAUGUUUGUCACUGUUCAUUUGUUCAGGCUCAAUGAAUACAAGGUAUAGCAAUAAGAGCAUCAAGGCUGAGAGUCAUUCCAGGCUUUUAAUGAUCUUAAUGAGAUCCUUUUCAAACAGGGAACUGCGCAAUUCUCAGUAUGUUAUUAAGAUUUUAUUUUAAGUCUGGGAUGUCUGUCAGUGUUACCCAGUGGGACUGUUGUUUUCUUUUCUGAAUACUCAAAGCUUCUACUCAUUCUGUUCUUCUUAAAUAUGUAUAUAUUUGACAGAUCUCUGAACGUCUUGUAACAGUACUUCAUAAUAAGAGUUAUGAUUAAGAACCAGCCUAGCUGCAGGCUUUCCGAACUGGUACUAGUUCCUCUUAGAACAAGAACCAGCUGUGCUCAUGUUCAGAAUGGUAAUUUCCUGUAGAUAUCUGGCAUCAGGCAGGUGUAUUGGGCUGCUUUUCACAUGCUGACAAGCAUAUAUUCCACUCACGUUUGAUUUCAGCCUGAUACCUGAUGGCAUCUGGGCUGUGCUACAGCAUCUUGAGUCGUGACCAGAGAGACCACUCUCUCCUGGAAAAUACACUUGAGGACUCCUGUGAGCAGUUGUUCCUGCUAGCCAUUCUGUGAAACAGGCUGCUGUACCACAAAGUGAUGCUUGCUCAAGAGGAUGCAGACAGUGGGUGCAAUGGCUUUUAACAUGUUGUUGUCAGCUGCCUCCUAAAGAUGUAAAAUGAAACCCCACCUUUCCUAAAACAAAAGAGAGCCUGCCCUGCCACAGCAGAUCCAGUAUAUAUUGUACAUGCAGAAGUAUCAGUGAGAGGGCUGUUCAGAGUCUGGUGCAUUGCACUUGUAGACUAAAUAAGAGUCUACAAGAUCUUGGAGAGACGAGUUUGCAGUACAUCUGAUGAUGUGUGGUCACACCAGACGGGCUGUCUGUCCAAUGGUGGGAGGCCUUUCUGCAGUACAUGCACAUACUGUAUGCCUCUAGAAUGAAGAUGUACAGUCACACUACUGCAGGAUCUGCCCAUUCCUUUCUUGAAAAACCUGACAGGAAAUCAAUUCAACUUAAUAUCUGAAUGGAUUCUUCAUGCAUUCAGAUAAAGAGUUCAGUACACACCCAUCUCUGCCAGAGCGACCAAUAUAAUAGUCUGUGAUAUCUUAAUAAUUAAUUCACCUCCAUGUAUAAGAGUUUCUGGAUUGACUGUACUGGCUGGGCUAAAGUGUAAUAUUGUGUAAUAUUGUAAACUUUCUUGUACUUUGUCAACUCGAUCUGAUUUUAUCUUGCAUUUGUUUUGGGUUUUUUUUAUUUGGAAAAUUUUUGUUAUACUUUGAUUCCAGUGCUGUUGUUAGAUUUCUCUCUUUUGGUUUUCUUAUGUCAUAAAAUGGUGGAGUGAAAACAGAAGUGCUUAGUUAACAGUAGUAAAGUUAUUUUCUUAUUGAUUAUAAA